CCGAGGGAGGCGGGGUUUAAGGAAAGUGCUAGUGCGCAUGCUUUGUGGGCCCACACCAUGGGGCCCACAUGUGCGGAAGAUCACCGGAUGUUCCGGUUUCUUUUCCACAUCCUCCCUAGCUGUCGAGCCAUUUUGGCUUCAUGCGCCAUUCAACAACUUUCAUAAAAUUGAACGGAGCCCGCCUCCAAACCCUGCUUCGAGUACUCUUCAUACAUCUGUGGACAUAGCAAGAAGUUCACAACAGUUGAAAAUGCCCUCUUGUGUUGCCUUCAACUGCAAGAAGCGAACAGCUGAGAAAGGAGCCACGGUUUCUCUUUUCCGAUUUCCUCACCAUGAUAAGGCAAGGAUGCUUAGCUGGGUCCACAACAUAAACCGCAAGAAUUGGAUGCCGUCCCCAGACUCACGCUUAUGCGCUCUACACUUCACAGAGGAAUGUUUUCACCCUUCCUGUGGGAGAAGCCUGCUGAACUCAAAUGCUGUCCCAACUAUUUUUGCCUACCCCGGUGUCAAUACAUCAUUCAAGAAACCUGCAGUUAGUCACACAUCAUCCAAAACACAAGCGGUAAGUAUGCACACAGAGAUAACUGACACUGUCAACUUUGAUCACCCGUACUGCUGCAAGCCUGUGAGUAGUCCUACCCCCCCUGGCGAAGUCGCACCAUCUACAGACGUAACCAAUGUUGUGGAACCAAUGAACUGCAGCACCACUGUGACCACAAAUCAGAACAGUGUUAGUGUCACAGAAGUAUCAGAUGGUCAUGGGUCCACAGCCCCUCUUCAAAACGUGACAGUAGAAGAACAAACGCCAUUUGGGAAUAUCCUUUCGGAAACUGCUAAAUCUCCAGAUGCACAAAUAACAAUUCGAAAAUUACAAAUGAAAGUUCAUAACAUGGGAAGGAAGUUGGUCAUCAGCCGCAAACGUCUGAAAGUUGAAAAACAGAAGAGCAGACGAUUAAAUACGAGGAUUUCUUCUUGUUCUGCCGUGAUCCAAGAGCUAAACCAGAAACUUGGACAAAUGAAAGAAGAGGCGUUGGUAAUGGCUAAAAACAAUUCCAAAAGCAAUCCCAAAAGUAAGCCUAAAAGCAAGCCUAAAGGCAAUCCUCAAAGUGAUCUUCAAAGCGAACCUCGAAGCAAGCCCAAAAGCAAGCCUAAAAGCGAUCCUCAAAGCAAGCCAAAAAGCAAGCCUAAAAGCGAUCCUAAAAGCAAGGUACCAUGAAACAACUUAGAUUGAUAUAUCUUUUUGGUAGGCCUUUAUUUUAGGCUGUGAAAUAUAUAAAAUGGCUCCUUUCCCCGUCCAUAGCAGUACAUCACUUAGCUUCCUGCUGGUACUCCUUUCUGUGUCUCCAAACUAUGGGCUUGCCAACCACCAUCUACUGUAUGUAAUACACCGUCUAUAAAUAAAUACCGUAAACAAAUCCAAGCUAUUCACUUAACCCGGCAACAAAACAAAACCAGGAUCAGAAAAAUUAACUAAAUCAAAAUGUGAUGUGUCCAAGGAUGUUCCCUGUGCCUUUGCCCUGCUUGUUAGCCUGGUUGCUACUAGCUGCAACUGAACCAACUUUAGGGAAAGGUUGGUUGUGAACUAAAAACAACAAAAGUCAAUCUGUCAAUCUUUUUAAAAAAACUUCAUAAAUUCGACCUCUGCCUAAUCCUAUUGGUCAACAUUUGUCCUUUUUGGCUCCUCAGAUUAUCUUAACGGUCUCACAUACUUUGAACCGGUGUAACAGAUUACAUUUCACCCCAAAGUCUAGUUUGUACGGUUCAGAUGUAAAAAACUAAUGUACCAAAAAAUGAAAGUGGACAGCUAUUUAACACAAGUAGCAGUCUGCGAGUACAGUUGUAUUGACAUUGUUUCCAAACUAAAACUACAGUAGGCAUGAUGUGGUCGACCUCUUUGUAUAGGCUUGGGAUUUUGCAUUGGCACGCUUUAGCCUCUACUUCCUAGCCUGAAAUGGAGGCAAAACUGUUUUCGCAUUUGUGUGUUCUUUGUGUUGCUGUGUCAUUAUUUCUUAGAUAAAGAGGGCCAUAUCAAGUGCUAACUAGAACUGUCCUUAAGGUUGAAGGUAAGGACGGGACAUCGGACCUUGUGGUAUGCAUACCUAGACAGGAUCCAUUCCACAAGGUGCAGAAGACUUUAACAUGGUGGUGCAAAAAAGUAGUUGGUGAUCUCAUGCCUAGGAACGACUAAGUAAAGGGAUAACUUGAGUGCAAAAACGACUUUGAUUCCACCACAGACUGACCAGAUCCUGAACUUUCAACCACAAACAAGAUAAAGUUUGUUACUGAACAUCAGGACGCGUAAUAAACACAUUUGUUAGGGUACUGCUAAUCUGGCCAUGCACAUUUGCCAUUAAUAGAAAUGUCUGACUUAAUGUUAGUCAACAACAACUUCAAUUCACUCAAUGAUUCUGAAUACAGCUUCAUCUCAUUAUUCCUAUUUGGCUGGUAUGAUUUGGGUGAUGAGUUCAUCUAAACUAACCAAGGUUGUUAUUUUGUUUGUCAUCACUUGCCUCCUUUCCCAGAAAGAAGCAGUUGAUUGUAUAGUGUUAAUAGUUCAUCUAUGUCAUUGAUAUUCAAGUGUCAAUCACUCCAUUCUACAUAGGGUACUGAGGGGCACAUUUGGUAGAAUAAAGAGUGUAAUUCACAAAGCACUCGUAAAGAACGAAAUAUUUAUGGCUUUACUGUUCUGCCAAGCAAAUCAUUUUGUUGACGCUACUCUGCUGUCUGCGCAUAUUUUAUUCGUUAUAUGCCGACAUUUGCUGCAAAAUAUAACACAGCUCCAUUAUAGAAUUGAUGACGUAGAAAUAGAAAUUGCUUUACAUCUUUAGACAUUCAAGACUCAUUGUUAGAAUCAUUCUGUUUGCACAACAUUCUGACCCAACCUCUGUAUUCAACAUUUUGGAAUAACAGUUGUUCUGACAUCUCCAAAAUGUAUGUUACUUCUCCAUCAUCCAUUUGUGAAUGCGUUUGAUGAUAAGCUGUAUCUGAUUUAGUCCAAGUCCAUAUCCAAGGUGUUGUGUAAUUAUAUAGUGAGUACGUAAGAUCCACAAAGAUUUGCCAAAAUUCUGAAUACGUGAUGAUGCUUGCUUUACUGCAGUACAGUUACAAAUGAGUUCCUGGUAGUACAAGUGGGGCUCGAGCCGAACAUCAUCCUGUUGUAGAUAGAAAUUCACAAACCUCGUGAACAACAAAUCUUUGUUGAAAUUGGCAGAAGACUUAGUUAACCUUAGCUGUUUGCAGCAAGUGGGGUGUGGCGCCAUAGAGUUGCUCUAUGGUCAUUUCAUGCUCUAUUCAGUAAAAUGAAAAUUGGGCAAAGAUCAGUUAUAACAUUAUCAUGGUGAGUUCAAAUGUGGUCUUAUACAAAUAUUUUGUUUACAGUUUUAAUGAGUGAAAUUCACCAGCUUAAUGCUUCAACCACACACUACUGACACAGCAUAGGAAAACACAUUAAAGCCGGUACAUACUUUCCGCAUCUGCUGCAGUCACAUACGUGCACGUGGUUCCACUUCGUAGUACAAUUGAGGGUUUGCGUCCGCAGGGCAUUCAGGCAUAUUGCUUUGUUUUGCCAGAGUUCAACGCCUUUUGGAUCACUUUGAAUGCCUUUUAAGACUAAUUAUGUUCAUGUUGAUUGCAGCCUUAACACAACGUUUCUUUAAUACAAUCACUCCGUUGGUUCACUUCUUCUACUUAGCAAACAAGCUAGACUGGAGUGUGGAACAAAACAGGAGCAUAAGCUGUUUUACGCGUAAAGUACGCUCAGUCACACAGUCUUGCUGCAAUCGGACGGUCCAGUGCACAAGCCGAAUGACCUAUUUGGUCACAAGGACCUUAGCAUACCCUCAAAGACACGCAGACACGAAAAGUAUGAAUUGGCCUUUACUAUAGCCAAAUGAGUAAUAACUUGUUAGGCUCAUUUGAUGUAACCAGUGGUAAAGCAAAAUCAGCAAGCUAGCUUACUAGCACUUAUUAGCUUUUACAAAGGUUAGAGAAAAUGAGCUUGAUUGUACGUUUGUAUUACUCCAAUGACAACAUAAAACAGUUCAAUAUAAAUUGUAUUCCCGUUUGAUUUGAUAUACUAGUUGCACUAACUGUAUUAAUAGGGCAUUGGGGAUCUUCUUUAGUGCUACAGGAGUCAUGCUUAAAACCUGGAAAUGUGUUAUCAUUAGCUCUCACUCAUCUUAAAGUCAAUGGCAUUGUUGAAUUUGUAAAGAUUGGUGGAUGUUUGGUUAUGUUGCUCAUAUUUCUAACUUCAACUAUACAACUCAAAAACAUAUUUUGGUAGCAACUGAUAUUUAUGACCACUUCCCCCUGUUUAUGGCCACUUUCUCAACGAAGGACCCAAAGAAAACCGUACUUUCUCUGGAAAAUCAAAUGUACAGCAUUUGUCAUGCUGAGCUUCCAUGUUUGAUAAAUGGAAUGUUUUGGUUCGACAUAUUGAUUUUAUAUCAAGAAUGAAACUAAUGCUGAGGUUUGUUCGGCUGCAAUGUAUAUCUACAUAAAUACCUUUUUUGUUAUAAUAAGGAUAUUAUCAUCUAUUCUUUAUGAAUGUUUGAUUCAUUUUUGGUUCAGGUUUUGUUCAGUGGUUUAUAUCAAGUUUGGUACUGUUCUGCAGCUGAGCCCUACUUUCAAAUAUGUAAGAGAAUACAAAAUGUGAAGUAAGCGAUAUAAACUGUAAUUCUAUGAAAGUAAAAAAAAAAAAAAAAAAUCAAAGUUUUACAGAUGGGAGUGGGCAGCAGUUCACAACAGUGACACCAUACCCCUGGACAGGUGUCUAAAAUAACUUUAAGCAACCCACAGAUGGCUCUCUUCCUCCUCUGCUCGUCCUGCUUGUGCUGCAUGUCCUCUUCUGCCUCUGGUUGCUCAGGGCGACACAAAGGGAUUUUGGUUUCCCGGACUGCUUCACCACUGAGCCACCUGGAAGGACGCCUCCAGCUCUGAUACACGCUGUAGGUCUGCAACAAGAAACUCCUGAAACAUGGAGACUUUGAGAAAAGAUACUCCUCAUCCAACGAGGCCUGGAAAAGCUGCCACAACAACCCCUACCUGAGCCUAAAGAUUGAUCCAGCACCGUGCUGAGAGAGACAUGGAGAAUAUCUCUUUGAGCCCCAUGGGAGCUGUCGAGGUCCCUGAGAGAGCCUGCUGCCACUCCCGCCAGCGAAACUCCUCUGUCUCUCACAACCGUUCUGUUUUCACCAUUUGAUGUCAGAUGCUAGACAUUUUCCAAACUUACAAAAGUGUUGACUAACACGUUUCAGACCAACAUGUCCAACUUGAAAAAUUCACAAUUAAUAUUUGAAUUUCUUUACAUUUCUUUGGUGCUUUUUUAACUCAACUGCAGAACAGUGCAUUGGCCAAUUCAUUUGACCAAACAAUGAUAUCAGUCAAUUAUUUCACCUGUUUACACAAUCUGAGCUUUCAUUCAUCUUCCAUUAGUUCAUCAUUUUCGUUCUGUUUUGACAUUGAGUUGUGAAGUUAGAAGUGGAAUAAACCGUUUCAUAUAUAAA
This is a messenger RNA of Trematomus bernacchii (emerald rockcod), 5504 nucleotides long. RefSeq names its product THAP domain-containing protein 8-like. Gene Ontology annotation, molecular function: sequence-specific DNA binding. The record is from RefSeq and is a predicted model, not a curated record. The transcript is spliced from 3 exons. NCBI's taxonomy places the organism in Eukaryota, Metazoa, Chordata, Actinopteri, Perciformes, Nototheniidae. Bases 38 to 1216 code for a protein of 392 amino acids.